GAGACUAUAUACUGGUAUCUUUGCUGUACUGGCUAGGUUUUUUACAACCUGGCGCUUCCAGAGGUUUAUUUGUCGUCCAAAAAAUUCCACACAGCGAAUUUCAUAGUGAGGCAGCACACCUGAAGAGCAACAGGGAAUGUGACCAAUAUGCCUAGCUUGCUACGGAGGAUAGUCAUCUUCGCAGCCGUCGAUGGACUGAUUCUUCAGUCUCCGGGGCAUGGAUCUCGGUACAAUGGCAACGGUGAUUAUACGUCAAUCCGCAUUGAUUACAAAACGAAUCGCAUCGCAUCAUUAUCGGGCCCCGCAUCAGACCUAAGUGUGAGGAAAGAUUUCGCUAGCCUCGAGACUUACGGCCUUGUCGGCCUCCUAUCCGUUGCGUCGUACUCGUUCCUCAUUGCAAUCACGCAGCGUCAGCAGGUUGCCCAGAUCCAAGGGAAGCCAAUAUAUAGCAUCGCACACGUGGCAGUUAUCCCUACUUCAUCUCAGGAAGAUGCCAGCCGUGCGAUACUCCAGGCAAAGGAGAGCAUCCUCCAGGGGGAAGAGAGUGAUUACAAUGACACAGCUUCGGAAGAAGCAGAUGUAUCCGAGGCAGAGACAGAUGGGAGUGAUGCAGAAGAAAUCAGCACCGCCCCUGCUUCCCCCAUUCGGGAGACACGCCACCCGAGGAACGACAGCAUCAGUAGCAAUAUCACCGAAAAUAUGAUAGGCAAGAAGGUUCGAUUUGGGCGCUUCGCCGCAAACUGGUUGUCGCGGAAGGCUAUGGGCUUACCAGGACUCGGCACUGCGGAGUUGAACACGCAGGAGGACACAGAGUCUGUGGGGAUACCAAUGGUAGAAUUCAAGGAGAAUGAUCCUGUGGUAGCACGCUCGGCGUACGCUGCGAAUACUGAGGAACCUAUUGCAUCUGCGAGUUAUUCCUCAUCGCCGAAAAACAGCGAACUACUGCCGCCUACGGAAACGAAACCAAUAGAGUUGUUGCCGAAGUUGCUGCGGUAUUCGAAGCUGAUAUUUUCCUCAAGCAACUUCUUUUUUUCGUAUGAUUAUGAUCUCACCAGGCCUAUUAGUUCUCAGCCGUCGGCUGGAAGUGGGCACUUACCAAUCCACAAGGUUGCAGAUGAGUUGUACUUCUGGAACCAAAACCUCAUGCUUCCAUUCACUACAGCAGGCAUGCAUCCAUUUGUCCUACCACUUGUACAGGGCUUUGUUGGUCAAAGCGAGUUUACCGUUGCUGCAAAGACCGACCCAUCCUCAGAGGCAGAACCGUCUGAGGCACGCAUUCUAGGUGAGAAGCAGGAAGUGGAAGAAGUCAAAAUAGCCGCCGAAAAAAGAAAUUAUCUUCUUACCUUAAUCUCACGACGAUCUGUGAAGCGUCCAGGCCUACGGUAUCUUCGUCGUGGAGUGGAUGACGACGGGAAUACCGCCAACACGGUAGAAACGGAGCAAAUUCUCUCAGUACCGGAUUGGGACCCUUCCCAUAAUGUUUACUCGUACCUUCAGCUACGGGGUUCCAUUCCGCUAUACUUCUCGCAGUCUCCAUACUCCUUCAAACCGGUCCCUGUACUCCAUCAUUCGCCAGAAACAAAUAAAUUGGCGUUCGAACGGCACUUCCGUACUAUAAGCCGACGUUACGGGAGGAUACAAGCUGUUUCUCUGGUUGAUAAGCGCGUCCCGGAACUGAAGCUUGGGGAGCAAUACGAGAAGUAUGCUCAGGGAUUUAAUCAGUCUGGCGGUAUUGACGGCGUCCCACUUGGGUUUGAAUGGUUCGAUUUUCAUAAUGAAUGCCGAGGGAUGAAAUUUGAGAAUGUGAGCCGGCUCGUCGACAAACUUGCAGAUACCUUGGAAGAAUUCAAAAGCAUUGUAGUGAACAAUGGCACCAUAAUCCAAGAUCAGACGGGAAUUGUCCGUACCAACUGCAUGGACUGCCUUGACCGCACAGGUGUCGCACAGUGCGCCUUCGGGCAAUGGGCUCUGGAGCGCGCAUUGAAACAGGAAGGUAUCGAUAUUGACUUGGGAGGGGACUCCUCUACAAGGUGGUUUAACAUAUUGUGGGCAGACAAUGGUGAUGCCAUUUCCAAGCAGUAUUCCUCAACAGCAGCUUUGAAGGGCGACUAUACAAGGACUAGGAAACGGGACUACCGUGGAGCUCUGAAUGACUUUGGGUUGACGCUGUCUCGGUACUACAACAACAUCGUCAAUGACUAUUUUUCGCAGGCCUGCGUCGACUAUCUUUUGGGCAAUGUCUCAACUCAGGUAUUCCAGGAGUUUGCGACUGAGCUACAGACAGCAGAUCCCGGCAUCUCAGUUCAGAAGCUCAGACAAAAUGCCAUCGAUACCAGCUGCCGCAUUGUGAUUAGCGACCAGUCUGAGGAGUUCUUAGGCGGCUGGACCAUGUUAACGCCGCGGCAGCCAAACACACUUAGAACAUUGCCAUUCGAGGAGUCGGUUCUGCUCCUCACGGAUGCCGCUGUCUACAGCUGCCGCUUUGACUGGAACACGGACAAGGUACUUUCAUUUGAGCGGAUUGAUUUGCGCUCAAUAACGCGGAUCAACUAUGGCACGUAUAUAACGUCUACCCUGACAGAGGCUCAAUCAGAUGAACAGCACAAUGUUGGGUUAGUGAUUGAGUUCCGCGAAGGCGACAACAACGCUCUCCGAGUCAACACUCGGUCUCUCCAGAGCGAAGUCGACCCGAAAGCACUCGACAAUCAAUGGGACAUGUCCUCAUGGUUCAGGGGCCCGCAACGGGUAAAACCACGCAUCAUGGCAUUCAAAGCUCUUCCACAGUCGAAUUCGGUGACACAGACACGGCGCCGGAAGAGCGCAACAGUGAGUGAAAUUGACUGGGUGCAAACCAUUUGUGAAGAGAUCGAGCGGGCCAUGAGAGCCGGCGAGCAGACGCCGGCAAAUGAACCCCGGCCCUCUGUGAUUGGACCGGCUGAGAUCAUAUCGCUCGCUGAGGCCAAGAAGCGGACGGGGCUUUUGGAGCACUUGGUUCAUGAUAUUAAAAAGAUGGUGUGGGCUUAG
Aspergillus nidulans FGSC A4 is the source of this 3024-nucleotide messenger RNA. Its product is annotated as SacI domain protein. The transcript is spliced from 3 exons. Lineage: Eukaryota; Fungi; Ascomycota; Eurotiomycetes; Eurotiales; Aspergillaceae. Gene Ontology annotation, molecular function: phosphatase activity. Gene Ontology annotation, biological process: lipid metabolic process. The record is from RefSeq and is a predicted model, not a curated record. Bases 148 to 3024 code for a protein of 958 amino acids.